Messenger RNA from Marchantia polymorpha subsp. ruderalis, 3563 nucleotides. The record is from the annotation of a GenBank genome assembly. NCBI's taxonomy places the organism in Eukaryota, Viridiplantae, Streptophyta, Marchantiopsida, Marchantiales, Marchantiaceae.
CGCCAGAAUAAUUCUAACGCUCCCCCGCUCGCCCGCUCUCUCUCUCUCGAUCUCUUUCUCUCUCUCUCUUUCUAGUCCAGUUCGUCUCUCGGCGGAGGAGAGGGACAACAGCACAUCAUACAGACGCACACACUCAGCCUGCUUACAUUGUCGACAGCACAGCUUCGGCUCUCAGCUGAGCCAAGCCAAGUUAAGAGAAGCCGAGCAAGAGCAAGAGCAGGGCAGGGCAGGGCAGAGCUGGGCAGGGGCAGAGCGGAGCCGAGCCGAGCCGAGCCAAAGGAAGGGAAGGCAAAGCGAAACGAGGCGAGGCAAGGCAAGGCUACAUGCGUGAGAAUAUCAGAUUGUGCACACAAGGGGAGUCGACGGGCAGAAGAGUGCUGUGCACACAAUCAUAUGGCAGGAACGUAAGCCACAUUUUUCCUCGCAUGUCUCUUUCAUCAAAAGUGGAACGUAUCAGCUGGAUGCUGGAGUGCACACCUGAACAUCCGUGACCUCGGCCCCCGGUCGUCGUUGCAUAUAAAAUACCUCGUACACAAUCUCUGGAAACCACACCAGUGCGGUACAGUUUGGUUUCACUGCAGCCACUGGUCUACUCUGUUCUCCCGCUCGGGUCCGGUACGCUGAUGGCAGCUGCGGUGAGCUCAUCGUGUGUGCUCUAAAGUACCUCUGCUAUACAGUACAAUUUCAGAAGGUAGACGAUCCUUCAAACACAAUACUAGUCCUAGUUAUCCUCCUCCCGCUUCAUCUCUCUCUCGUUCCUCUCCUCUCCUCUCCUCUCCUCUCCUCUCCUCUCCUCUCCUCUCCUCUCCUCUCCAUUCGUGUUAUCGGAACGAGUCGCUAGCUAUUGGGAGGUCUAUACUAGGAUUGGUAGUCAGUCACCUUUUGCUUUCGGUGCCGACGUGAAUGCAGUCACAAGCAGCCAAUUUCUUAUAGAUUCCCCGGACUCAGCUGCUGUUACUGCUACACAUUGGCAAGCAUCGGUUUCUGCCAGCGCCGGCACGAGCAUCAAAUUAUUUCUCGAGUACGCAGUACGUAGUGAGGGGGUCUCGGGGGUGAGACAGCGCAUUCGAGCUCGAGAGGAUCGACCUGCAGCUCAACAGAGCGCAGGCAGGUGCUGAGGAGAGAUGGCAUCGUGGACGGAGCUCGAGCAGGCUCGGGGUGUUCGGAGAUGGAGAGCGGCGGCCGGCAUGUUGGCGCUCUUGCUGUGUGCUUCGGUGACGCAGGUGGCAGCGCAGGGAGGCAGCUGGGAGCUGCUGGUGGAGAAUGCGGGAAUUGCGUCCAUGCACACCAUGGUCACGCACUUCGGGACUGUGAUUCUGCUGGACAGGACCAACAUCGGGGCGUCGCAGAUUGAUCUGCCGGCGGGCGUGUGCAGGGACAACGAGCAGGACCAAAUUCUCACUCACGAUUGCACAGCGCACUCGGUGGAGUUCACUCCGGGCUCCAAUGCCAUCCGCCCGCUCUUCAUUUUCACCGACACCUGGUGCUCGUCGGGCCAGUUCGGCCCCGAUGGCACCAUGACUCAGACGGGCGGCGACUCGGACGGGCUCAUGAAGAUCCGCAAGUUCGUCCCGUGCGGAGAUGGCAGCUGCGAUUGGACCGAGACCACCACGGAGCUGCAGAAUGGCCGCUGGUACGCAUCGAACCAGGUUCUGCCCGACGGGAGCCAGAUCGUGGUCGGAGGAAGGUCGGUGUUCACGCUCGAGUUCGUGCCCAGCAAGGGCGAGGCUCGAUACCUGCCGCUGCUCGAGGCGACCAAGGACGCUCAGGACGACAACUAUUAUCCAUUCGUGCACUUGUUGCCAUCGGGAAAUUUGUUCAUCUUCGCCAACAAGGACUCGAUCAUCUACGACUACAACACCGACGCCGUCGUCAGGACCAUGCCCACUCUCGCCGGCACGCCUCGCAACUAUCCGUCCGCGGGCAGCUCGGUGCUGCUGCCAUUGACGGCCGCCGAUGGCUACACCAAGGCCGAGGUGCUGGUGUGCGGAGGGGCGCAAUUCGGGGCCUACCUGAGCGACCAUUCUCUGCCGGCGAGCAACGACUGCGGGCGCAUCGAUGCGUCGGAUCCGGCCUCGGACUGGGCCAUCGAGGUCAUGCCGUACGCGAGGACCAUGGGCGACAUGGUCAUGCUGCCGAACCAGCACACUCUGAUCAUCAAUGGCGCCCAGACGGGAUCCCAGGGCUGGGGGCUGGCCGACAAUCCCACCUUCAAUCCGCUCGAAUACAAUCCCUUCGCUGCAGCCGGGGCGAGAUUCGCCGUCAUGAAUCCCACCACCAUCGCCCGAAUGUACCACUCCACGGCCAAUUUGCUCCCGGACGGCCGCGUUCUGGUGGCGGGAAGCAACACGCAUCAGUACUACGAUUUCACGGGGCCUUACCCGACCGAGCUGCGGCUGGAGGCCUUCAGCCCGCAGUAUUUGAGUGCAGCCAAUGCCCCGAACAAGCCGGCGAUUACAGCUGCCCCUGGGAGCUUGGCGUACGGAGAAUUGUUCACCGUGAGCGUGACCAUCGCCAAUCCGCCGGCUGGCAAUGUGCAGCUCCUUCUGCUCAGCUCGCCAUUCACGACGCAUUCGUAUUCCCAAGGACAGCGCCAGCUGAAUCUGGACGUGGCGGCUCCCGUGGCUGCAGGAGGUGGGAGUUAUACGAUCUCUGCGACAGCGCCUCCCGGGGCCGCAGUGGCCCCACCGCAGUACUACAUGCUGUUUGCGCUCAAUGGUGCUGUCCCGAGCAGCGCUACGUGGGUCAGAAUCGGCUGAAUCGGUUGAAUUGGAUGAAUUGAUCGCUCGAGAGGAGGAGUCAAGCUUCAUUGGCCCAAUCCUCGAUUCCAUAAACGAGUGUUUAGAUAGCGUGGCUCGAAACCAAUCUCUGUCGGCAUUCGAUGAAGCAUGAUGUACAUAUGCAACCAUUUAGUAAACAGUCGGUCAGUCAGUCGUUAGGUUACUGUCGUCAUGACUAUGGACCCAUCAAUCAAUCAAUGUGGAGGGCCAAUUGAGACCGAAAAAAAAUUUGGGAGAUUUAUGCUGUCCGCCCCCACCCCGCCACGAUUCACGGAGUCGGAGCUGCGGACAUUAUACUGACAUGACAUUCAACAAGGUCACAACUAUCGGCGGGUAGUGGGAAUGGGGCCCAAACUCCCAUCCUAGGUACACUAUUACAGUCACGGGGGCGAAGAAAUCUUGGCCAUUAUAACCAGAUUCACACCCCGCUGAGACCCGAGUUUCCUUGAGAUUGGAAGCAUAUAAAUUAUUGCAUUUGGUGCCAGCGAAGUGUCCCAAUUCAACGUAGAAUAUUACCAUGUACACGUUUUCAGGAUAAUUUACCGAAUCAAGAGUUUAGAUCGAAGGCGCAGCUUUCACUCAACGCUGCAAAAUUACUGCAUUUGGUUCUAAAUAAAUGUAGCCGGGUUAUUCAAAACAUCACAGACGCCUGAAUUAAAGCUUCCUGACACCCAGUUUAGCCGAAUCUAUCGCAAGGAAAGAUAAGCGACUCUUAAGCAGUCGCGAAUGUAUCAAGAUACGCACUCUUUGGGAACAAAGUAAGGGUCCAAUUCGCGUUAUUUC